AUGGGGUCCUGGCUGCUCGGUCUGUGGAGUAUCCUGUCCGCAGUCCUCAGUAUGAUGCUGGAUGUUGCGCAAUUCUGGAGACAGAAAUUGUACUCAUGGUGGGUAUCCAAGUCCCCGAAAGAACAGCUCCUGCACAGCCUGGCCACGGCGCAGUCCUAUGAGGAGUGGGAGGAGGCUGCGUUUGAGCUGGACGAGCUCCUGAGCAACGACUUAUGGCGUCAGAAUUCCAUGAGUCGACACUAUGACUACCGGCUCAUCCUCGGGCGGCUGGAGGCAUUGAUGAGUGCGCGCGAGAGCGAGGACAUCCUCACGCUGGUCAAUCUCCUUCGCUCCGGUCUGGUGCGCAAUCUGGGCAACAUCGCAACCACUAAGCUAUACACCCAUGCAUAUGCCGGGACGAAGCUUCUGAUUGACGACUACAUCACGCAAGUCGCCCUGUCCAUCCAGUACGUGGCCUCCUUGCAGCCGGCUCCAAUGCAGACGAGCGGGUUCACGUCACAGGCUAAGCUGGAGUUACUUCACGAUACCCGCCAAGCUUUUGGACGCACGACGCUGCUGCUACAGGGCGGGUCGGCUUUUGGGCUGUGCCAUUUGGGCGUUGUCAAGGCGUUGCAUCUACAGGGCCUUCUGCCCCGCAUUAUCACUGGCACGACGACUGGGGCUAUGAUUGCAGCACUGGUGGGUAUCCAUCCAGAGAGUGAAUUGCUGGCGCUGUUGGAAGGGGACACUAUUGAUUUGUCUACUUUUCAUCAACGGCGCAAAGAUCGUGCCGAUGAGAGCUGGGGGUGGACUUUCUUCCGGCGGAUGCAGCGAUUCCUUUGGAAGGGCCAUCUCUUUGAUAUGGAAUUGCUGGAGGAGUGUGUUCGAGUUAAUGUGGGCGACUUGACCUUUGAAGAGGCAUAUGCCCGGUCCAAGCGUAUCUUGAAUAUCACGAUUGCCACGGCGGGUAAGACCGGUUCUCCGAAUCUGCUCAAUUAUUUGACUGCUCCGAACGUGUUGAUCUGGUCCGCUGCCGCGGCUUCCAAUGCCUCGUCCGUGGCGGCACUUUCCUCCCCAGUCACAAUCUACUGCAAAGACGAAACCGGCUCAAUCGUCCCCUGGCCGCUCACAAAGGAGGCAGUCUUCCGACCCUGGAGACAUGUCAAUUAUAACGACGGCGAAUCCCCUCUCUCCCGAAUCGCAGAACUUUUCAACGUAAACCACUUCGUCGUCUCCCAAGCACGUCCCUACCUCAUUCCCUUCCUGCGAUCCGAGCUCAACCUCCUCGACCGCCGCCAAACCGGCUGGAACCACCUCUCUCGUUCGCUGAUGCGGUUAGUACUAGUCGAACUCCGCCACCGACUCCGCCAACUUGAUUACAUCGGCGUUCUCCCGAACUCUCUGAGCCGCCUCCUCAUCGAUGAAACCAUCCCCGGCCCCAACCUCACCCUUGUCCCAGACCUCUCCUUCUCUGAUCUAGCCAAGCUCUUCCAGCAACCGACCCGCGCCCGCGUGGCGGACUGGGCGCUGAAGGGUGAGCGAGGCGUAUGGCCCGCGAUCAGUGCCUUGAAAGUCCGUGAGGCAAUCGAAAUCGAGCUGGACCGUGGGUACCAGCUUGUUCGCCGCCGCCGACCAAGUGACCAGUCUCUUCCGGCCCCACGCCUUUACCCUCAUGAGCGUGUUGCGCUUCAGCGACGUGGCGGGAGUGAGAUCGAUUUUGAGAAUGGGACUCUUGCUGCAGAGUAA
Penicillium canariense is the source of this 1725-nucleotide messenger RNA. RefSeq names its product triacylglycerol lipase family protein. Bases 1 to 1725 code for a protein of 574 amino acids. Gene Ontology annotation, biological process: lipid metabolic process. The record is from RefSeq and is a predicted model, not a curated record. Gene Ontology annotation, molecular function: triacylglycerol lipase activity. The transcript has 4 exons. NCBI's taxonomy places the organism in Eukaryota, Fungi, Ascomycota, Eurotiomycetes, Eurotiales, Aspergillaceae.